This is a messenger RNA of Lodderomyces elongisporus, 1812 nucleotides long. RefSeq lists its product as uncharacterized. Bases 1 to 1812 code for a protein of 603 amino acids. Lineage: Eukaryota; Fungi; Ascomycota; Pichiomycetes; Serinales; Debaryomycetaceae. The transcript has a single exon. The record is from RefSeq and is a predicted model, not a curated record.
AUGCAUCAUCCAAGCAACGACACUACUCGUAAAUCCAAUGGUACUGCUGCUCGGAUAGAUGAUCAAAUCACUCAUUUGCAGAACUUGCAACUACAAGCAAAAUCGGAAGAUGAACUUUUGUCGAAGUAUGAAUCACAGAUUGGGUUAAUUCUAGAGAUUGCUGAUUUAUUGCAAACCAAUGACAGGAAUACGGACAAAAGUAGCAUUGGCUAUAACGAUGUGAAAGAGAUUGUGCAUCAAAUGUACAGACAUUUGAACAAUGGUUUACCCAUACCGUCAAUGGCAUCGAUCACUUCCUUGGCAAUUCAACUAUUAAAACUUCGCCUCCUUGAAGCUAAACUACGAUGUGAUUGCAUAGCUAAAGCAAAAGAACUGACGGCGUUUAGAGUUACUCGACUCCAGGAGAAACAAAUGGAAAAGGAAAGAAAUGUGGAUUCUUUGCGAAUGCAUUUACUCAAGCUGGAGACACUGUUGAUAAGUAACUAUGAAAGCCAGAUGCUAACUCUAGAAAGUAAGAUAUUAGAUUUUGGGAAAACAAAGAUCAAUCAAGUAAAAAUGCAAGCCAGCAAAGCUCAAAUGAAAAAUUUAAAGAUCCUUUUGGAUACAACUUUCCAGUUCAAAGUGCAGCCCCAACUUGACUCUCAGUCUCGCGCUCCAUCCCAGUCUCACAAGCAGUCCAAAGAAAAUCGAAAAAACGUCAAGUUGACUUUUAAUCAUCAACCGAUACUUCUUAUCAAUGAGUUUCUUGGGUAUUCAUUACCCAUGAUAAACCAAUUUAUUGAGCAAUUGAUUACGUUACAAAAACAAUUAUGCGUGGUAUUGGAUAUCAAAUUACCUUAUAUAGAUGCAUUAAGCAAAUACAUUCCAAGCACAAAGUUCUACGAUCUAUUGAAAAAAAAAGAAUUAAUAAGUACCGGUCAACAAGGCCUAAGAGAGCUAAGUCUCAGUGGUAAUAUAUACGGUGAUGGUGAUGGUGAUAAUGAUAUUGAUAUGGAUAAUAAUAAUGAUAGUCGUGGUAAAGAUGUUGGUGGUAAUAAUGUUAAUGGGGAGUUUAACCCAGUAAAGAUUGAAAACACAGCAGAGAAGGUAGUGAAGCUAGGAAAUGCGUACCAACUUCCGCUUUCAUCAAAAACACUCAAUUUUCAGCGACGAGUAGCCAGAUCGAACUCGAUUGAGCCUGGUGAGUUGGAUCAAAUUCCAACCAUUUUCAAGGAAUAUAGCUCGACACCAACAUCGUCACCAGAUUCGGUGCCACUACUGAAAAAAAUUACCAUUCCACAUAGAAUCAUAAAUAAACCAUUUAACAAACUAUCCAUUAAAGACUUUUUUGAGUUUUUAGUAAUCAUCGUUAAAGUUGUCAUCAAUUUUGAAGUCCUUUUACGGCUUGCUAAUGCAUGCGAAGGAUAUAGUGAGGAAAUUAACAUUAUAAACAGUUGCGACUUUACAAAGAUAUUAAUGCAAGUUUCAAAGCUUGAUUCCAGAUGGCCGUGGCAUCACAGAGUUAUGAAAGCUGCAACUGCACCACAAGAACCAACAAACCCGACAAAACCAACAGAAUUAACAAAACUAACUACAGAGAGUGAGGAAAAAGAAAAGUCUCCAAAUGUACCAGUCAAGGAUAUCUACGAUCAGCAUCGGUUCCAAGAUUGGUUAGAACAUAUUUAUAAUUCAAUCAUUUACUCCCUGUUUGCCAAGAAGCACCACAAUAAACCAGUUGCGUUGCACAAUUUGAACUUUAAAAACUUGUUUAUUAACCAGCCGAAACCUGAUCAACAACGCGACGACUGGGACAUAAUUAGUGAAAUGUUGUGA